AUGUAUGUGGUGAAGACAGUCAACAAGUCGCGCAAGCGCGAAUACAUUGCGCAGAACGCGCGCGAGGGCGAGGCCCCCCCCAAGCUCGCGAGCGAGACGCCGAGCAAAGGACCAAAGCCCAUGUCUCCAUUGCAGUCCUUGAUACACAACUGGACGCGGCAGUUCGACAAGAAAUAG
Molecule: messenger RNA, 177 nt
Organism: Malassezia japonica
Lineage: Eukaryota; Fungi; Basidiomycota; Malasseziomycetes; Malasseziales; Malasseziaceae
Exons: 2
Coding region: 1-177 (58 amino acids)
Source: RefSeq, a predicted model, not a curated record